Sebastes umbrosus (honeycomb rockfish) is the source of this 5135-nucleotide messenger RNA. RefSeq names its product solute carrier family 8 member 4a (gene slc8a4a). The coding region runs from base 842 to 3685 and encodes 947 amino acids. Gene Ontology annotation, molecular function: calcium:sodium antiporter activity. The transcript is spliced from 9 exons. The record is from RefSeq and is a predicted model, not a curated record. Lineage: Eukaryota; Metazoa; Chordata; Actinopteri; Perciformes; Sebastidae. Gene Ontology annotation, biological process: cell communication; calcium ion import across plasma membrane; sodium ion transmembrane transport. Gene Ontology annotation, cellular component: sarcolemma; postsynapse; axon.
UCCAUUUGCACCACACUCUCUCCUCUUUCUGUCUUUCUUUCUUGUCUGCUUCCACCAUCCCUCUCAUGCUUGAUAUCCAUCUUUGUCCUGAUCCGUUUACUGUGUGUUUGGUGUUUGCGUCCUCUCAAUCUCAAUCCUUCACCAUUCAUUCACGCCUACUCUUCAUGUGCAGUUUGCGUUUUUUCCAGCUCAGACAGACAGAAAAAGCAAGGGGGAUUUUUUUUAAUUUUUCCUAGAUAAAAACACCCUGAAAGCCUUUUUUUUUUUUUAAAUAAAUUGACAGCUUUGGGGAAGAAUUCCUGAGGACAGUCAGUCAUUUCAUUUAUUAUUUUUUACGCAUCAACAAUCGCACGUAUAGCCUGGAGAGGAUAAAAGCUGAAAAACGCAUUGUGGGUUUUUUUUUUGGAGAAAUUACUUAGCUUUGCGGAAGGUGUCGCCGGUGGUGGAGCAGAGGGGGAUUUAUUUAAUAAGAGGAACUAAUCCGACUGUGUUAAGUUUGCUGAGGUAUAGGGUACCUGUCAGGGAGAGAAAAAGAGAGAUAGCACCGUGGAAAGAUAUACGCGUCAUUUCCAAAGACACCAGCGCAACAAGCCAACACCAUUACACCAGCCUGCUGUGUGGAUGUGUCUUCCUCUGGUGAACUGGUGCAGGGUAUCCACACUGUGGGACUAGGGUCCAGCUGAGAUUCAGGGUCUUUCUAGCGAUAUGAAAGAUAAGUUCACCUCCUGAGGGCCACAACUUCCACACUGAGCUGACUCACUGACAACUGCACCCAGAGGUUUUCGGAUAGACCUUCACAUGUGACUGAACUCAGAAGACUCCAAGCAUCAUCAUCGCCGCCAUGUUUCUGCACAAGCGUAUCCUGGAUUUCACUCCACCUGUCACGCCAUGUAUGAAUGUCAUCUCCUAUCUGCUGGUUCUGCUUCCAGGAGUCACUCAUUUCUCCCAGGGCAGCGCCAGCCCUGAAGAUGGUAUCGGCGGCGCACCAGGCAACUGCUCCAGUGAGGAUAACUGCACCGACGGUGUGGUGCUGCCAAUGUGGAACCCACAAAACCCUGCGGUGGGCGACAAGGUGGCACGCGCCAUUGUUUACUUUGCGGCCCUCAUAUACAUGUUCCUGGGCAUGUCCAUCAUCGCGGACCGCUUCAUGUCUUCUAUCGAGGUCAUUACCUCUCAGGAGAAAGAGAUCACCAUCAAGAAGCCCAACGGUGAGACGACGACGACUACCGUGCGCGUCUGGAAUGAGACGGUGUCCAACCUGACUCUGAUGGCGCUGGGCUCAUCUGCGCCAGAGAUCCUUCUGUCUGUCAUCGAAGUGGUCGGCCAUAACUUCGAGGCUGGAUCUCUGGGUCCCAGCACCAUCGUGGGCAGCGCUGCAUUCAACAUGUUCAUUAUCAUCGCUAUCUGUGUCUAUGUGGUGCCAGAAAACGAAACCCGCAAGGUAAAGCACCUGCGGGUGUUUUUUGUCACCGCCGCCUGGAGCAUUUUCGCCUACAUCUGGCUGUAUCUCAUCCUGUCUGUGGUCUCCCCUGGAGAGGUGGAGGUUUGGGAGGCCGUCGUCACCUUCCUCUUCUUCCCUGUCUGUGUGCUGCAAGCCUGGAUCGCAGACCGGCGCCUGCUCUUCUACAAGUACGUCCACAAGCGGUACCGCGCCGACAAGACCCGCGGCAUCAUCAUCGAGUCAGAGGGAGAUGCCAUGUUCACUAAAAUGGACUUGGAGAUGGACGGCCAGGGUGUGAACUCCCACACUCACCCCAAGGAGGCUCUGGAUGGGAUGCUGGAGGGGGUGGAGGAAGGUGGAGGGAUGAGUGCGGAGCAAGAUCAAGAGGAAGAGGCCCGACGGGAUAUGGCCCGCAACCUGAAAGACUUGAAACAAAGGCACCCGGAGAAGGACAUGGAGCAGCUGAUUGAGAUGGCCAACUACCAAGUGCUGGUCCAACAACAGAAGAGCCGGGCCUUCUAUCGCAUUCAAGCCACGCGCAUGAUGAUCGGUGCUGGGAACAUCUUGAAAAAGCACGCCGCUGACCAGGCCAGGAAGGUGGUGAGCUGUCAUGAGGCCAGCGGGCAAGAAGAAGAUCCCAACACCAUCUACAUGCAGUUUGACCCCUCUCACUACCAGUGCUUCGAGAACUGUGGCUCACUGAAGCUGUCAGUGGGCCGGCAUGGAGGAGAAAGUGGCUGCACUGUGAAGGUGGACUACCGUACAGAGGAUGCGACUGCCAAUGCCGGCUCAGACUACGAGUUCGCCGAGGGCACGUUGGUCUUCAAGCCUGGUGAGACAACGAAAGAGUUCACCGUUGGCGUUAUCGAUGACGAUAUUUUCGAAGAGGACGAGCACUUCUACGUGCGUCUGAGCAAUCCACGUAUCGUGCACCGAGCCGAGGUCUCCACCCUGGAGCCAAACUCCAUCACCUCCAGCAACAGCACGGUGGGUAUCUCCCACGUCCCUCCGAAGGCCGCCCUGGGCACCGCUCACACCGCCACGGUUACCAUCUACGACGACGACCACGCUGGCAUUUUUACCUUUGAGAGCCCCUCCACAAGGGUCAGCGAGAGCGUCGGCAACAUGCAGGUGAAGGUUCACCGGACGUCCGGGGCGAGGGGGAAGGUGGCAGUGCCCUACCACACCGUUGAGGGCACCGCCAAGGCUGGGGAGGACUACGAGGAGGUGUCCGGCAAGUUGGAGUUUCAGAACGAUGAGACCAUGAAGAUGCUGAAUGUAAAGGUCAUCGAUGACGAGGAGUACGAGAAGAACAAGACUUUCACGGUUGUGUUGGAGGAGCCCAUCCUGCUGGAGGUGGGACAGAGACACGGAGACACCAACGAUAACAAGACAGCACUGGGACCGGAGGACGUGUCAAAGAUGGGCUGCCCCUGUCUGGGCGAGCACACCAAGCUGGAGGUGGUAAUUGAGGAGUCCUAUGAAUUCAAGAGCACAGUGGACAAGCUGAUUAAGAAGACCAACCUGGCUCUGGUGGUGGGGAGCAGCAGCUGGAGAGAGCAGUUUGUUAGCGCUGUCACUGUCAGCGCAGGUGAUGACGAUGAGGAAGAGAGCGGGGAGGAACGCUUGCCCUCCUGCUUCGACUACAUAAUGCACUUCCUGACAGUUUUCUGGAAAGUCCUCUUUGCUUUUGUCCCACCCACUGAGUACUGGAACGGCUGGGCCUGUUUCAUCGUGUCCAUUUCCCUCAUUGGCGUUCUGACAGCUGUGACCGGGGACUUGGCCUCUCAUUUCGGCUGCACCGUCGGUCUCAAAGACUCGGUCACCGCUGUGGUGUUCGUGGCCCUAGGCACCUCUGUUCCAGAUACAUUUGCAAGCAAAGUGGCUGCCAUCCAGGACCAAUACGCUGACGCCUCCAUCGGCAACGUGACGGGCAGCAACGCGGUGAACGUGUUCCUGGGCAUCGGGGUGGCGUGGACCAUCGCGUCCGUUUACUGGCACACCAAAGGCAUGCCGUUCAAGGUGAACCCGGGCUCCCUGGCCUUUUCCGUAACCGUCUACACCGUCAUGGCGCUGUUUUGUGUGGUGGUGCUGCUCUACCGCCGGCGUCCCAGCGUGGCGGGCGGAGAGCUCGGGGGCCCACGGACACCCAAGCUCCUCACCUUCUUCAUGUUCCUCUCCCUCUGGGGCGUCUACAUCAUGUUGUCCGCCCUGGAGGCUUACUGCCACAUACCUGGCUUCUGAGACAGAGGGAAACGCACAGACACGGCUCCUCUCCUUGUUUUUACAGUCUACUGAACGUGUUUUCUCUCUGUUUUUGUCUAUUUUCACAAAGGUUUAUAACUAUUUGUAUCAUUAGUUAUUAUUGAUACCGCGCAAUAUUUGAUUGACUCUGAAUCUUUGGACUUUGGAACUUUGCUACCACCCGCUACGCUGUGGAGUAUAGCUUUAGCCACUGAAAUUAAACCUCUUCUCAACUUUUCUUCCUUUUUUUUUUUAAACACUACUGGACAUUUACUAUCUAAUCAUUACUAUCAGCAUAAAUCGCAUCAAACCUUCUGUCACUUGAAACGUAACAUUUCUGGCACAUGUCCUCUCUCUGUGUGGACAAUUAUUUGACUUCUUAAGUGUUAAGAAAGCACAAGAGUAAAGCAGUAUUUUGAGGGAAAAUUAAGGGUGGCGCAUGGGACGACAUUAUACUUGACAUUUGCGUACAAGGAAAGCCAUUACCGAGGCCGAAGUGACAUAUUUGUGUGGAUAUUUAUUACUCAAUCUAUACAUUAAUUAUUCAUUGUAUAUCAUGUAAAAGAUGAACAUUGUGCGUGGGAGUUUUGUGAAAGAGUAGGUGUGUUUACUUUUGCACGUUAUCAGAUUAAGAGUUUCUCUUAGUAAUCUAUUUUAAAGUACUGUAUGUAAUAUUUUGACAUGGCUGUUGACGUGUUGAUGUGUACCUGUACAUGUGAAUCACAGCUGUAUCAUAAUCUUUUCACUGCCUGGUCCCCUCUCCCACAAAGCUUUCUCAAUCAGUAUCAUGUUUGACAUAGCCAGGGUUAAAAAUGCCUUUUUUUUACAACAUAAGUCUACUAUGAAAUAUAAAUUCUUUGAGCACAUUUAGGAUUUUUUGCGCGUGUGUAGUGUGGGUGUAUGUGUGUGUGUGCGCGUGUGUGUGCGUGCACCUCUGCUCUCGAGCACAAAUUGGCGAAAGGCAUGGUACUAUUUCGUCAUUGACUCCUCAAAUGGUACGGGUGUUCAUGACAUUCAAAAAAAAAGUGCAGUCUGAGUACGGAUAUGAGAAGGACACCAGUUUUCGUAUCUGUCACGCUGACACUGUGAACAUUUUUCAACAUCACCUCUAGAAAAAGCACAGCAGAGAACAAAGGGUCACUUUUCAGACGAGUGCAGGAAGAGUUAUUGGUUCCUAAUCAUAGCACAAUCACCGAACGGGUCCAUCAUCUGGGAUGAAAAUUGUGCUAAAAGAGAAGACAUGUACAGCAUUUCCUGAGAGUGUCUCCUUGUGUCGCACAGCAGUUGAUAUUGAAGUUUAUUUUAAAUUUAACCUAGAAUCUGUAGAGCCAUAUUUAUUGUAACUGUAUUACAGUAAAGGUAUUUAUAUGAUCAACUUUAGUUUUAUUGAUAUGCACGUUUAAUGUACAAAAAGUGGAAAUAAAUGUUGCUCAUUUAUGAUGCUGUAAAA